Molecule: messenger RNA, 2475 nt
Organism: Rasamsonia emersonii CBS 393.64
Lineage: Eukaryota; Fungi; Ascomycota; Eurotiomycetes; Eurotiales; Trichocomaceae
Exons: 2
Coding region: 1-2475 (824 amino acids)
Molecular function (GO): protein binding
Source: RefSeq, a predicted model, not a curated record
AUGGCGUACCCUCAGCAGCACGGGCCUCAGCGCCCCCCUCCACCUCGACAAUAUGGCAAUCGAGGUCCUCCGCAGGGCGGAUACUACGACCAAGGGAAUCAGGGUUAUGGAGGAUAUGAGGGCAACAAUGGCUAUCAAGGUGAUGGAGGCGAUUAUGGAUACGGCUACGGGAACGCGCCCGCAUAUGGUCCACAAGGAUCUCGCUCACGACCGCCACCGCGUCCCGGUUAUGGCGCACCGCCCCCAGGACGGGGAUACCCGCCCAAUGGACCGCGAGGGUAUGACAAUCGUGGUUAUGGAGGUCCCGGCGGCAGUCGUGGACCACCACCACCUAACGGUCGACCGAUGAAUCGACCUCCUCCCCAGCAGGGCCCUAGACGGGGACCUCCUCCACCACAAUCACCGGACAAGUCGUCUUGGGACAAUCCAUUUCCAGCACAUCCUCCUCCUCGCCAACGGAGAGGUUCCGAAGACACCGGCGUGACGAAGCAGAUGGCAGGACUUGACCUGCAAGAUCAAUCACCGCCUUCGCAAGUGCCUGAACGACCGCAUACUUCGCAUUCAAUGCGCUCUGACAGGUCGGGGCGAGGGUAUCCUGGGUCUGGCCGUCCUUAUAUGGACAGCUCAGCGCCGCCGCCGAUGCCAGGGCCGAAGAGGAGCGCAACGAACCCGGUUCCACCCACGUACGCAUCACAAUAUAGACCCCAGUAUCCGUGGCAGCUCACGUACCAAGAGCCAAACCCGUCAACCAAGACCUACAGUACAUAUGCCUCUCAUGAUCUUCUAAACCAUUACUUCGAGAAUGACAACGAGAAUGAGAACGAGAAUGAGAAUGAGAAUAAAAUUGAGGAAGAGGAUGAGCCUGAUAUGCCCAACUUUGAUGCCAUGCCAUCCGAAGAGAGUGGCCAUCGCAGGGGAACGAGCAUCGACAACCAUUUGAAUAACGAACCGGUAUCGACCUCACAGGCAGGAUCCAAUGGCACGUAUGCCGCAUAUAAACCGGAAUAUGCAGCUCCUCAGUCACAGCCGCCAAACCAAUUCGAGAAUGCGGGAUUCCAAUUUGAUCUCCCGCAAGAAAAUCCUGGCCCUAAUGACUCUGCUGGCAAUUCUGGUGGCUAUGCGCCUCCACGGCCGUAUCGUGCAAACCAACCAGGUGUCUAUGAGGCUGGCAAUGGAGCUGACAUGCCACCACCAGAUCAAAAUCCUGAUGCGCUUCCUGCUCAUCCUACACCUUUCCGGGCUGGGCAUGACCAGGGUUCCAAGCCUCCCCCUGUGCGUCAAUACGAUAACGGCCCGCCCGCUCCACAGGCUGAUUCUGCAGACCGUCGGCAGUCCGGGGUCGUCACCCACGAGGAGCUGCAAAGACUCCAGCAAAAGGUUCGCGACAAUCCAUCUGAUCAUGAGACGCAGCUGGUCCUGGCGAAGAAGAUGGUUGAAGCUUCGUCCGUUCUGAUCGGCGAAGAGGGUCGGGUGGACCCCAAAACGAGAAAUAAGAACCGGGAGAAAUACAUCAAUGAUGCAUACAAGAUUGUCAAGAAGCUUGUGCAUGCAGGGUAUCCGGAGGCGAUGUUCUACCUGGCGGACUGCUACGGCCAGGGCCACUUGGGACUGGAAGUCGAUCACAAAGAAGCGUUUGUCUUGUAUCAAUCCGCGGCGAAGGCGGGCCACGCUGAGUCGGCUUACCGGACUGCGGUCUGCUGCGAACUCGGUCACGAGGAGGGUGGCGGCACGAAACGCGACGUGCUCAAGGCCGUUCAGUGGUACCGGCGUGCCGCGGCCCUGGGCAAUACCCCCGCAAUGUACAAGAUGGGAGUCAUCUUGCUCAAAGGAUUACUUGGACAGCAGAAGAAUCCUCGGGAGGGUCUUACGUGGCUGAAACGGGCUGCCGAACGGGCUGACGAAGAAAACCCGCAUGCUCUGCAUGAGCUGGCCCUGUUGUACGAGAGCACCGACAACAACGAUUUCAUCGUCCGGGACGAGGAAUACUCGAGGCAGCUGUUCAUGCAGGCCGCCGAACUUGGGUACAAGUUCUCGCAAUUCCGACUGGGUGCGGCAUACGAAUACGGUCUUAUGGGCCUCCCUGUCGACGCACGACAGAGCAUCAUCUGGUACACCCGUGCUGCGGCGCAGGGAGAACACCAGAGCGAACUGGCGUUGAGUGGCUGGUACCUGACCGGGGCGGAAGGCAUCCUCCAGCAGAGCGACACUGAGGCCUAUCUCUGGGCGCGAAAAGCCGCUGCAGCGGGUCUACCAAAGGCGGAGUAUGCCAUGGGAUACUUUACAGAAGUGGGCAUUGGCGUUCCGUCGAAUCUGGAAGAUGCGAAGAGGUGGUAUUGGCGGGCAGCUUCUCAAAACUACGCCAAAGCGCGCGAGCGUCUCGAAGAACUCAAGAAAGGCGGCAGCAAAAUGCAAAAGACGCGCUUGUCGCGCUCCGCUGUCAAUAAGCAGAACGAGGGCGACUGCGUCGUCAUGUAA